AGUCCCCUAGCAAUAUAUAAUAGCCCCUAGCCCUAGCUAGCCCAAGUUUCUCGAAAACUAUAACACUACUACUUGCGUGCUUGGCUUUUUGUGAUUUUUAUGAACCUAGCACAGAGAAUCUUCAUCAAGACAAGACAGGCUCAGAGAGUGACUUCUGUUAUCAAACAGCCCUUUCGUCUCUUCCUAAGAUUCUCUUCUCUUUGGAGCUGUGGGUCAGGUAGCAUUGAAGUAGUUACAACAAUCACAUAAACACCCAUUUCAUUGUGUUGAUAGGAAGGUAGAUAAAGAUAUGCAGACUCCUAAAGCAAGAAAAAGUUCUUCUGAGGUGGAUCAACAAAAUUCUCCACAGUCCAGUCUUCCAGAAGUAUUUCGUAGGCUCUCUGGUCAAAAUUCGUCUUCAGAAGUUCCCAAUAAGAUCUCUCCACGAUCUGCAUCCAAGGUGCCUCACAAGAACUCUGGUCCUGAAAAGAUAACUCCGCGAGUUUCACGUCAACUAAAGACAACUGGAUUAGAAUCUGACGCUGCAUCUUCUUCUAACCAAUUAAAGACACCAAAAGACAAAAGCCCUAAAGUCAUUGAGCGGAAGUCACCUAGAAGUCCAGUGCCUGAGAAAAAACACCCAAACAAGGUUGCAGAUUUGGAAGCUCAUAUUUCACAGCUUCAGGAUGAUUUAAAAAAAGUGAAGGAUCAGCUAACCUUGUCUGACUCAUGGAAGCAGCAAGCCGAGCAAGAUGCAGAGGAGUCAAAGGACAAGCUCCUGGCCUUGUCUCUAAAGCUAGAGGAGUCCCAACAAUUAUUAUCCCAGUCUCGAUCUGAAGAUCCCCGUUCUAUUGAAUUUGAAAAGAUCACUAACGAAAAAGACCAGGCAUUUCAAUCUGAACUUGACUCUUCUGAAGCAAUAUCCUCAAGAAGUUCUGCUGAAUUGGCUUCUGCACUGGAUGAGAUUAGGCAACUUAAGCUUCAGCUUGAGAUGGUAACUGAUAUAGAGGCUAGACAGACUAAGCAAUCAGAACUAGCAUCUGCCGAACUACAUAGCUUGAAAGAAAACCUAGAAGAAACCCGUCUUCUCGCAGAUAACAUGAAGAACCAGCUAAAAGAUUGCAAAGAUUCUGAAGUUCAGGCCCAGGCCCUUGUUGGUCAGACUCUGUUGCAACUCGAAACAGCAAAACAAACAGUAGAGACCCUCAGAUCAGAUAACAUUAAAGCCAAGGAAGCAUACCAUGCCAUAGCUCUAGAGUUGGACCAGUCGAAGGCACGUGUAAAUUUUCUGGAAGAGAUUGUUACCAAACUUACGAAAGAAAGAGACACCAUUUCUGGAAAUGAUUCUCAAAAUUCAGCUGGUGAGCAGGUGGUUAAAUACGAAACUAAAGAAAAUGAAGAAAGAGAGAAAUCUAUGAAAGCAGAGCUUGAAUCUGUAACUUCAGAAGUUGAACAUCUAAGGUCUGCCUUGGAAACCACAGAGGUUAGGUACCAUGAAGAACAAAUUCAAAACACUUUGCAGAUUGCAAGUGCUUAUGAGUUGGUGGAGAAGAUAAAGUCCACAUCAAGCCAAAGGGAGGAUGAGCUGGAGGCGGAACUAAAGAAAUCAAAAGCUGACAUUCAAGAACUACGGGCAAACUUGAUGGAUAAGGAAACAGAGUUGCAAGGCAUUUGUGAAGAGAAUGAAAAUAUGAAAACUAGGCUGGAGACGACUCUCUCAGGCAGUAAAGAGAAUCAAUUGGAAAAGGAGCUGCACCGUAAAAAGGUGGAUGCUGAAAGUAUAAAGUCUAAUUUAAAAGAAAAGGAGAUGGAUAUGCAGACCAUCCUAGAGGAAAAUGAAAUGCUCAAGUUGGGGAGAAAGGAAAUGGAACUCAACCUGGGUAAUGUUGGUGAUGAAGCUGUUAACGAGCUAGAUGCUGCGAGGGCAGCUGAGCGCGACACUCUUAUGAAGCUUGGUUAUGUGACGGGGGAGGCAGAUAAGAGUCAUAGGAGGGCUGCCCAAAUGACUGAGCAGUUGGAAGCAGCACAGUUUGCAAAUUCUGAAUUGGAGGCCGAAUUGAGAAGGAUAAAGGUGCAGUCCGAACAGUGGAGGAAAGCAGCUGAGGCAGCUGCGGCUAUACUUUCAACUGGGGACAAUGGAAAAUUAGUCGAGAGAACAGGAUCGCUGGACAGCAAUUACAGUCCCACAACUGGGAAGAUCAGUUCACGUUAUCCUGAGGACAUGGAGGACGAUUACCUCAAGAAAAAAAAUGGAAACAUGCUCAAGAAGAUUGGAGUUUUAUGGAAGAAACCCCAAAAAUAAAAGAAUCUGUAUCAGUGAGCAGGCAAUCUUUGGAAGGCAGAAAAAUUAUCUUCAGAGAAUAGGUAUUCGUGGUACACAUACUCUCCGGCAGCAGUCCCAGAGCUCUAUGCAGUAUGUAAUCAGUGAUUAUAACAACUCUCUUUUUGUUAAAGACUCCAUAAUACUGAACUUCGGAAUUUUGCUGCCAUUUCCAUGGCAGUAUAUAUUUUCGAGUUGUUAGAGUAGUUCUUACUACAGGUGUUAGUUAUGUCUUGUCAUUGGAAUGUCUGUUGCGUCAUGGUUCGGACCCGGAAACAUAGGAUAAGGCUGCAUAUGUGGGAUCCCUUCACAAACACUUUUGUUGUGAGAGCCUUGAGCACUUGUUAGGUCCUUUUUAAGCUGUAAUGUUAGUAAUAUACUUUCUGUCCCAAGAAGUGUCAGUAUGUCAACGAUUAUAUCCAGAAAUUUGUUUAUUGUAAUAGAUUUGUUCGCAAUAGUA
Daucus carota subsp. sativus is the source of this 2759-nucleotide messenger RNA. RefSeq names its product interactor of constitutive active ROPs 3. NCBI's taxonomy places the organism in Eukaryota, Viridiplantae, Streptophyta, Magnoliopsida, Apiales, Apiaceae. The transcript is spliced from 5 exons. The record is from RefSeq and is a predicted model, not a curated record. The coding region runs from base 290 to 2281 and encodes 663 amino acids.